AUGGUUGACUGUGGACCCUCCUGUGCUGUGCCCUCUUGCGCCUCCGCCCCAGUGGUUGGCUUCGGAUCAGCUGGUUCCAAAGGCCUUGGCUGCGGACCUCUUGGCUAUGGCAAUCUCAGUUAUGGCGGUCUCGGCUAUGCAGGUCUCGGCUAUGGCAGUCUCGGCUAUGGCGGUCUUGGCUCUGGUUUGGGCUACGGCCUCGGAGCUGGCGCCUUGGCCGAGAGCUCCGGAAGCCUGGGCACCCUGGCCGGAGUCAUCCCCAAUUGCAUCAACCAGGUCCCACCAUCCGAGGUGACCAUCAAGCCCCCUGCAGUCGUGGUCACCAUCCCCGGCCCCAUCCUGUCCGCCAGCUGUGAGCCCGUGGCUGUCGGAGGCAACACCCCAUGCGCCCCCGGAGGUAUCGGAGGUACCGGAGGCUUCGGAGGCUACGGACGCGUCGGUGGCGUCUACGGAGGCCGCCUGGGACGUCUCGGUCGCCGUGGCAGCCUCUGUAACCUUCCCUGUUAA
Thamnophis sirtalis is the source of this 507-nucleotide messenger RNA. The record is from RefSeq and is a predicted model, not a curated record. Lineage: Eukaryota; Metazoa; Chordata; Lepidosauria; Squamata; Natricidae.